Messenger RNA from Macaca mulatta (Rhesus monkey), 852 nucleotides. NCBI's taxonomy places the organism in Eukaryota, Metazoa, Chordata, Mammalia, Primates, Cercopithecidae. The record is from RefSeq and is a predicted model, not a curated record.
AUGUGGAUUGCAACACCGUGGAUUGAGUUUCCUAGGGGGCUAUGUGAAUGCCAGUAUCACAGAAGCUGCCUGGGGUUCACACCCUACUCACGAGCAAGUUGCUUCCUGAAACUCAGGGACCCCAGCAACAAGACAUUAUGGACUGAAAUGUGUACUGGUGCAAAGGUGAGGUUUGUUGAGCUUUGGCUGAUUUCAGCUGAGUGGGCUUGGACUCAGCAGCAGUCAGCUGAACAGACUUUCAGGCCCCCUGAAUGGGAACCAGAGGGCCGCUGGACAGGGCCUGAUGACAUGAGGUUCAGAGGUUUGCAGGGCCUUCCUGGGAAGUUGGGGCUCCCAGGAAACACAGGGGCUCCUGGAAUUCCAGGACCAAGGGGACAAAAAGGAGAUCGUUGGGACAAUUCAGUUGCUGAGGCUAAGCUGGCCAACUUAGAGAGACAGCUACAGAGCCUGAGAUCAGAACUGGACCACAUGAGGAAGCGUGAGCUUUUUCCUUCCUGGAAAAUGUCUGGGAAGAAGCUCUUUGUGACCAACGGUGAGGGGAUGCCUUUCUCCAAAGUGAAGAAUCUAUGUGCUGGGCUCCAGGUCACAGUGGCUGCCCACAAGAAUGCCGAGGAGAAUAAGGCCAUCCAGGAUGUGACCAAAGACAGUGCUUUUCUGGGCAUCACAGAUGAGGCCACCAAAGGCCAGUUCAUGUACAUGAUGGGCGGGAGACUGACCUACAGCAAUUGGAAGAAGGAUGAGUCACACGACCAUGGCUCAGGGGAGGACUGUGUGAUUCUCCUGAAGGACAGGCUCUGGAAUGACAUCUCGUGCAUUUCCUGCUUCCUGGCCAUCUGUGAGUUUCCCACCUGA